AUGGAAGCAACACAACAGGCACCAUCGGCAUCGUCGGAAUCAAUCGGCCGAAAUGGCGAGUCAAGACGGAAGCCCAAUCUGACUCAACAGCAGAGCUCAGCGGCUCAAGCAGCAUCAUCACUCGCAUUGUUGCUUCGCGAAGAUCCAUUCUUGACAAAACUGGAUAUGCAUGUUUCUGCAAAAGGUGAUGAAACCUCAUUUGCUUAUGCCGCAUCCCUUCUCGAGACGAGUGAUUCUAGGAGCCACCAGCAGUGUGCUGAAGAUGCGUUGGGUGAGGUUGGCCGUAAGCUCGCUCUGGUUGAGUCAUUGGCAGAACGAGUCUCGAGAACGAGUCCAGAAGCUGUUGCUGCUCCCUUGCUGCGUCUUCAUGGUCAUGUUAUCGAGGAAGAAGCUGAAGAAGAUGGAAAUGAACGCUCUACAAGUGAUUCAGGAACAUCGACUCUAGUGGCUACGCGUGAGAGAUGUGAUCGAUUGAAACGACAAGCUGAAGUGUUGGAAGGUGUCGCAACGCGAGUGGAAUCUUCGCUCGGCAGGGGUCUGUCCCGAAUGGAGAAAGCAACAAAUCGGUUGUCAUGUGUUCUUCAACUUUCUGCAACGCUGAAGAUGACUCUUCGUCUACAAUUCGAGGCAUCAAAGUUGGAGGGAUUCUAUUUGGAUGACCUCAGAGAUUUGACUCGGGCGGCAGCUUCGGUAGCAGUUAUCGAGGACUUGUUGUCAAAACCUGAACUAAGCAAGGGGCACAAGAUUGAUAUUGUGGAGGCAAUCCGUCCACAGGCUGAAAAGACUGCAGCUGCUGUGCGAAAAGCUGCAGAAGCUCUAUUAGCCGAGCAUCAUACAAGUGACAGCGCUUCAUCUACCGGAGCGGUCAUUAAGCUUGGGGCCACGCUUCAAGUCUAUUUCCAUCUUGGAGAGCUUCCACAAGCAGCAUGGACGGCUAUUAAUCAUGCCCUUUCUAAAGCAGGAAAAGCUACAAGCGAGUUCUUGUCUCCUACAACUCUUUCACGCCUCAAUGACACAGCAACAACAGAAGCAAAAUUAGCAACCAGUGGUUCGAGCAAGAAGCUUUCGGACGCGAAUGUGCAACGAGCAUUGAAAAAGAAGCUUACGGAGCUGCGUGCCGAAGCAGCGAAUAAGUGGGCCACCGAGAUUUCCGAGAGUGCAAUGCAUGCAUGGAAUCUUCAUCAGGUUCUCUGCCGCAAAUCUGAUCCAGUAUCUCGUCAGUUGUUUGUUGAUGUUGUAUCUGCUGCUCCACUGCCUGAGAAAUUUCAUCAAGUGAACAGCAAAGAAGGCGAUUUCAGUAUCUUUUCGGUUUUUUGGGGCUACCUUUGCCAAAAGAUGGGAGAUAGGCUGAAACAUGUGUUGGAGUACGAGAAUGGAAAAUUUGCCAAGGAUGUGUCAGCACUGUACCCCACUGUCCGCUCGGCGUCUAUUAAGAUGCUUGCCUCAAUAAAUGAUACCAUGCAGGCUGGGCUGGGUGCAGUAUCGCUUGAAGACCCUACUUCAACAUCUUCGAAUGGGGUUCUUGGAGGGUCUGCAGGUCUAGAUGACACUUUCUUGAAGUGGAGCACUAUGUCAGAGUCUCAUCAAGGCCGUGGUCACGGCCCUGUCAGCGCUGAUACAUGGACGACAUCCAAAAUAAUGACAGGUGAUGUCGAUCGCUCCACAAAUUUCAAGACGUCAGGCAUUACCAUGUCAAUGUCAGCAGUCUUCAAUUCUAGCGAAUGGAUGACACUUCAAGGUAGCCAUGAAUCCAGCAGUGGACUUUUCAGACUGCAGCAGGCAUUUCUAGAGACAUCUAGCCAGCGCCUUUGCGCUCCUCUUCAGUACAUGUUUCCAGACAACGUGACAGUAGAUGAGAUGGGCAAUGCAAUUUCACACCUCCCACUUCUUCCAUCGCGCCACGAUGUCCAAAAGUUCGAUAUUAAUAUUCGACAAGAACUCUCCUUGGCUGAUCCAAGAGAAGGAGGCGGCGACUUGUCUUCGGUAUCAAUGAUCGCUGAAAACGUCAUCAACAUGAUUUCUCAAUUCUGCGAGCAAGCGAAGAACGGCAUCAGCCACGUGGGCGAAGAUGGGCUCAUCAAUGCAAGUGAUGACACACCCAGCGAAGCUUUGUUGCAUGACAUGAAGGUAUCAAAGAUCAUGAGUGCUAUGGCAAAAUCGCUCCGAACUGCACCAGAAAAAGUCUUCCUCGAGCCCUACCGCCCAGCUGUUACGUCGAAACUGGAGGAUGCCGCCAGCAUUUGUGAGCAAGCUCUUAGACCUGGCUUACUCGAAAUCGAAAAGUUUGUCAAGAAGAACAUUCUUGGUCCCCUUUCCAGAGUCCUCAAUAGGCGAAUUGCCGAAGCCAUAGGAAGAAUGCACUACGGUUCCUAUCUUCACUCUGAUACAAGCGACCCAGAUGCUCCGUCCUUUGUUCAAAAGCACCUUUCAGGUUUGUUCGAUAGACUGGCCAUUCUACAUCUAUCGAAGUUGCCACCUGAAUAUGCAUGUGUAGUGGCUUCAACAGUCGCUACCUACGCUUUGUACAACUUUGUUUCGAACGCUGCUCUAAUUAGACCACUAGGGGAAGCUGCGAAACUGAAUGUUACACAAGAUUUAGCAGACUUUGAAUUGGCCUUGGAACAAUUCAUUGUCAAGAGUGGAAGCUCAGAACAUCUCAGUGAAAUUGGUAACGGUAAACCUUACGCGGAACUACGGGCAAUGCGCAACAUGCUCUUUUGGACUGGUUUGGAAGAUACUAGCAGAUCUUCCACUAUCAUUGCCAAGUCUCUUUUGCGAGAGGUCUGGAUCAAGGAUGUUCGACCUUCGACUGUGUUCCAUUUCCUCUUCUCGUUUGCACCAAGCUUGCUUUCUUCACCCCAUCAUUUCAAGAAAGUCAAGGCUGAAGACUACGCACGAUCAUUGCAGUCUUUGUCUGGUGAAAUUGAAGAGGGGGAAGCGUCAGCAUGGAUGACAACAAUGGCAUGUUGCGAUUCGUACAAGCAACGCGAAAGUGCUCAGGCGACUGGUGAAGGUGAUGCACGCAUUGCCUCAAUAUUGAUCUCAUUGGGACCGGAAUUGUUGAGACGUCGUAGACCCUGA
Cylindrotheca closterium is the source of this 3081-nucleotide messenger RNA. The record is from the annotation of a GenBank genome assembly. Lineage: Eukaryota; Bacillariophyta; Bacillariophyceae; Bacillariales; Bacillariaceae.